This is a messenger RNA of Rhipicephalus microplus (southern cattle tick), 486 nucleotides long. Its product is annotated as longicornsin. Lineage: Eukaryota; Metazoa; Arthropoda; Arachnida; Ixodida; Ixodidae. The record is from RefSeq and is a predicted model, not a curated record.
GCGCCCUAGCUGGCCUGGCUGUUCGCUGCCUUUGAACACGUCACGAUGCUCAGCAUGGAACCCCGUGUUCUACUCUGUUUGUUCCUGUUUGUUGCAGGUUCCCUGGCAUCUGAAGCGGAAAAGGUGCAUUCCCGAUCACGUCGUGGCCUUGCGUGCGUGAUGGGGAACCCACUCAUGUGCCGAAGAAACUGCUUCAUGCUGUAUCCCGGCAGCACGGGUGUCUGCAUGGGCUUCCGGUGUCGCUGUAUCGGUGGUCCCUUUGGUCCCGGAUUCCUUCCCUUUAUUCGCCCCAUCAUUCCAUUCGGACCCUUAAUGGGCCCGAUGCUCAUGGGAUGAACGAAGCCACCAUUUUGCGCUGCAGCGGAUCACUUUUUAAAUUUUAAGUUAUCUUUUUUGUAUCUAAGAAACUUGUUAGGAUUCGUAUCAGUAACCAACACCAGCAUGGUGGCAAAAUGCACUGCAUAAAAUAAAGUGUGUCCCCUUGGC